GCGGCUGCUACAGGCAGGCAGUUGAGUUGGGCUGGGAGCCGCGGACGGACACCUGUGAGCAGAGACCGCAGCCUCGUCAGUAAGUCCCUGGAACAGCCGUGUCACCUGCUGCGUGACCAGUGAGUCCGGUUCCGAGCCUGGAAGCGCCGCACCUGGCCGGAUUCGGAAGGCGGAUUCUUCGCACAGUUUAGCAGCUCGGGCUCAGGGGACCUGCCCCCUGUCCUGCCCCAGGGCAUGUGGCUGCUGGAGAAGAUCCGUGGCUCGGUGGAGGGGAACGUCCCGCGUCACGGCGAGGCUGCGGACAAGCAGGGCAAGGCCCCCGUCUACAGCAACGUCCUGACGCCUGACAAGAUCCCCGACUUCUUCAUCCCCCCGAAACUGGUCUGCUGCCCCCCGGAGGCCGAAGCCGACGUGAAGCCCAAGUCCAGCCUGCGGGUGUCGAGCUCGGAGCAGGCGAUCGGCACCAGGAAGCCGCAGGGCAGCCCGCGGCUGGGCAGCAAGCUGGCGGGAGACGCCAAGAGCCUGCUCAAGGCCGCCAACCGCCACAUCAUCCAGAUCGAGACGGCGGACGAGGUCGUGGCCGGAGACCCGGGCGACCUCGACACCAACGCGGACCCCCAGUCCCAGACGGCCAUGUCGCUGCCCUAUGUCCCCAAGACGCAGACGUCCUACGGCUUUGCCACGCUGAUGGAGAGCCCGCACACGCGGCGCAAGGAGUCCCUCUUCCACACGGACCACACCAGCCCCGUGACCUCGCCCAGCUCCCAGCGCAAGAAAGCCGCGGGCAAGGCCAACGGGGAGGGCCACCACCUCAACCCCCCCGACUUCAACAUGGCGGUGGCCAACCCCUACCGCUACUUCAGCGGCGGCGAGAGCGACACCUGCUCCUCAGCCGAGUCCUCGCCCUUCAGCUCGCCGCUGCUGUCCCGCUCCGCCUCGCUGCUCAAGCUCUUCACCCACGAGACGCAGGCCAAGGUGGCCAAGGCCAAGCACACCUUCGCUCGGCACAGCUCCCUCUCCACGGACGAGUGCAGCUCGGCCGACACCAGCCCCAACGUGCAGCGCCGGAUCCGCUGCCCGACCCCUCCGCCGCCCACGGGGGGCGGCGCCGGGCACAUGGCCGGCGGCCUGGACCACCUGCACGCGCAGGACCGGCUGCACUGGGAGCACACUCUCGCCUUGCACAAGGGCGGUACCCUGCGGCUCAGCGCCGACUACGACGCCGGCGCCGCCCGCCUGCGGAUCCGCGUGAUCGCGGCGGAGGACCUCUACGACAAGCUCUUCGACAUCAAGAGCAUCAACUGCUGCGUGGCCCUGUACCUCAACCCGGGCAAGCUGCAGAAGCAGAGGAGCACCAUCAUCAAGAACAGCCGCAACCCCGUCUUCAAUGAGGACUUCUUCUUCGACGCCGUGCCCUGCGUGCAGAUCAAGAACCUCGCCGUCAAGAUCAAGGUGGUCAACAAGGGCACCAGCCUGAAGAGGGACACCCUGCUGGGCGAGCAGGAGAUCCCCCUGGCCAAGCUGCUCUCGGGGCUCUAGGACCCCCCAGGCUGGCUCCCCCCUUGCUCGAUUUCCUCUUUGUCGUCCCCCCCGUGUCUGUCCAGUUCUGAAAUGUUGACGUUUGUUGCUGUAGGUUCGGGUGCUCCAGGCAUGGGCUCGGGAGCUACCCAGGCUUCUCCUGUUCCAUCCUGUUGCAGGAUUUGCACUCUAAAUGUCACCAUGGUCUUGUGGCCUCAGUUUAACCAGAUAGACCAGAGGGUCCUGGCUUGGAGCAGUCCAGUCCAGCCUGGCCCGGCUGAAGGGCUCCUGCGUGCUGUCCCAGACCCGGCCCCUUGCAUGCGUAGGUCGGGGUGGUGGGGCAUGGGGGCGGCGUGCGCCCGUGCUCGGCCGGUGGUCUGCAGAGGUCUGACGUCAAAGAGGACUUGAGAGCCGCAAGCGCCAGGCCCUGUUUCUGCACCUGUGGGGACCCCCAGGGGACCGUCCUGCCUCUGGUGAGGCUUUCCCAGGGGGAACCACAGCAAUGUCCUGCGUGGAGUGGGCUUGACAUCCUGCCAGCGGCACCCCUGUCGGACUUGGUGGUUUGCGUUUUUGCAGGAUCUUUUGGGAUUUUCAGUUCAGGAAGCCCUUUCUCACACAAGGACACCCAGAAGCCUUACAGAGUAAAUGUUGUACAAGGAUUUCCAGGAGCCUCAUUGUGUCUUGCCAAAACCUCCUGUAGAGGUGGAGUAGAGGGAUGUGUAUCUUAGUUCAGAAUGCUUGUAUGCUGCUGUUAUUUCAGACCUGUCUUUUUGCUUUUCUCCUCUAAAGCAGCAGGUGAGGAGGCUGGGAAAGUACUGACUUGCUGUGGGGUGGGCCUCGGCCCUUGACAUCACAUGUGCUGGACAAAGUAUUCUCACACACGCACACACACUGCUGCAGAGCUGAGCCCCCAGCCUGCUUCUCACUCUGUCCCUCCCCACGGGGUCAGUGGGCUGUCGGCACUGCUGUCAUAUUGCCCCCUGUGCUCAUUGCGGGCAAACUGCACUACCCUACUUCCAUUUACACGGUAACCAAGACGGGUCCUCUGGGGCUCUGUUCCUGUAGCCCCUACUCGCCACCCCAGAAGCAUCAGGUCCCAAAUCCAGCAGAUCAUUUCUACCACUGUGGUCCUUUGAUUAGACAUUGAGGCCUUGCUGCGAUGUGAGCAAGGAGUUUAACGGUUUCCUGUUUCUACCAGGGCUGGUCCAAACGGCAGCAGGCGCUUCGGUAUAAAGGGGAAGGGUAUUUCUCCUCUCCUGCAGACCGUACACGUCGGUCUCUCCUUCCUCUGACCGCAGCCGAGCGGGGGGCCGGGUCUGCGAAGCUGAAGCCGUGACGCCCUGGCCAGCACACGCGCGCUCUGGGUGGUCCCAAGGCGGGGAGGGUUUUAUUUCUGGAGCAGGACAUGAAAGUUAAGAACUCAAAGUCCAAAUCCAUAAACAAAACUUGAAUCAAGUGUUCUUCUUCAGUAGCUGUUGUACCUCUACAGUGGAAACUAGUGGCAGCUGGCGGUUAGGGCCGGUCUCCCCUUGCAGUUGGGGAAGGGAAAAGGUUACAGACCCGCAUGUUCUUGCUUAUUAAGUGUAUUUUAAUGCGCUGGAAUGUUUCUGUAUUAAGUGAUUUUUUUUUUCUCGGAGCAUGUGGUGUUGAAAGUACCUGCCCGUCCCUCUGCGCUGCGUGUUUAAUGCAUUAAGAGCGACACCGUUCCCAGGUUCAUUAGAGCACGGCCGGACUGGUUCUGUUUAAUUUCCCAUUAGCGUGCAGCGGCAGGCGAAGAUGGUCUCUAAUUAUUCCAUCCAGGAGGCUCUUUAAUCAUGGAGGGGGGGGGGGAGCUUUUGAUUGGCAGGAAUGUCUCCGAUUAAAAGCUGAAAGUAGCUCCCACUGAAGGGAAGAGGGAGCGUCUGGCCGGGCGAGGAGUGAAAUUGCUUCUCUCAUCGCAGAUCAUGUUUCUGCAGCGCAGAUUAAAGUUGGCGCAUUAAACCGCCUAAACGAAUUCCUCGUCCUGCAGGAGGAAUUAGUGCUUUCUGGGCGCUCGGUGUAUUUGAAGAUGUUGGAUGUGAAGUGUUUGAUCUGGGUUCUGUUGUUGGCGCGUGAUGUGAGCAUGCAACUUUUUAUACUGUAAAGUCCCGAGCUAGUGGCCUGAUAUUGAUUGUUCUAAUUGUAUUGUGUAAUUGUACACAUGUUUACGGAGAGCGCUGCCUCAAUUAAAAAUGAAGCAUUGUGCAGAUUCA
This is a messenger RNA of Lepisosteus oculatus (spotted gar), 3749 nucleotides long. Its product is annotated as C2 calcium-dependent domain-containing protein 4C. NCBI's taxonomy places the organism in Eukaryota, Metazoa, Chordata, Actinopteri, Semionotiformes, Lepisosteidae. The record is from RefSeq and is a predicted model, not a curated record.